Molecule: messenger RNA, 1576 nt
Organism: Pangasianodon hypophthalmus (striped catfish)
Lineage: Eukaryota; Metazoa; Chordata; Actinopteri; Siluriformes; Pangasiidae
Gene: rab14l
Product: RAB14, member RAS oncogene family, like
Exons: 8
Coding region: 150-797 (215 amino acids)
Biological process (GO): phagosome maturation; endocytic recycling; defense response to bacterium
Cellular component (GO): trans-Golgi network; Golgi apparatus; phagocytic vesicle
Molecular function (GO): GTP binding; GTPase activity
Source: RefSeq, a predicted model, not a curated record
GAGACGCCCUUUGUGUACGAUAGAGGAAACCCUGUGUCGUGGGCGCCGCCAUCUUGGACAGGCAGUCUCCCUCCUCCAGCCCAGAGGAAGCUGCAGAUCCGCUCGGAAAGCUCACGGCGUGAAAUCAACACCACAGCCCCUGAGCCACAAUGGCCACCGCACCGUACAACUACUCGUACAUUUUUAAAUACAUCAUCAUCGGGGAUAUGGGGGUAGGGAAGUCAUGUUUGCUUCACCAGUUUACAGAAAAGAAAUUCAUGGCGGACUGCCCCCACACAAUUGGUGUGGAGUUUGGAACAAGGAUUAUUGAGGUGAGCGGGCAGAAGAUCAAGCUGCAGAUCUGGGACACGGCAGGGCAGGAGCGCUUCAGAGCUGUGACACGCAGCUACUAUCGGGGCGCCGCCGGAGCGCUCAUGGUGUACGACAUCACCAGGAGAAGCACUUAUAACCACCUCAGUAGCUGGCUUACUGAUGCCAGGAACCUCACCAACCCCAAUACUGUGAUCAUUCUCAUAGGUAACAAAGCAGACCUGGAAGCCCAGCGAGAUGUGACAUAUGAGGAAGCCAAGCAGUUUGCUGAGGAGAACGGUUUGCUCUUCCUGGAAGCCAGUGCAAAAACAGGCGAGAAUGUGGAGGAUGCUUUCCUGGAGGCGGCAAAAAAGAUUUACCAGAACAUUCAGGAUGGCAGCCUGGACCUGAACGCGGCCGAAUCAGGGGUCCAGCACAAGCCCUCUGCCCCUCAGGGCGGCCGGCUAACCAGCGAAGCACAGCCUCAGAGGGAAGGAUGCGGCUGCUAAUGACCAACACUACCUACUCGACCUUCUCAUCCCCUCUCACCUCUCCUCCUUUCCCAUCACUCCACCCGGCCUCGUCCUUUCUCAACCUACAGGGGGUGUGAGCAGGGGCCGACAAACGGAGGCAACUACACACAGGCUCGACUGUUUGUCAGUGAUUCUCCCCCUUUCUAUCACUUUCUCUCUCACUUGGUUACCAGUUUGUCCUUUUUCUUCCGUCAUGCUCUGCCUGAGUAUCGGCCGAUAUCUGAUACUGGUCAGAGGUAUGAGAAGCCUCAAAGGGAUGAUGGCAGCAUGAUGGUAUUCAAUCAAUGAUCUGUUGUGUUAGUCAACACCAUGAAUUUUCAUAAAACAUCAGUCAGAACAGAGAAUACGUCAAUUCCGAGACAGUAUUGGGCCUAAUACCGAUAUUCAGGAUCAGAUGGUACGUCCAGCUCUUUUUGCUAGCAUCAAAAUCCUGUCAGAUUAAUGAUGUGUAUUUUAAUAUAGUGUGUGUUAAUUCUUGGGGAUGUUGGAGAGUCUUUUCUCUCUCUCAAAAAAACGACACUUUACGAAAAGGCACUUCCCCUCACUUAAUCUUUUAAAAGAUUCCCUUUUUUUUUUUUUUUCCAUCUCUUUGUGCUGGGCCUCAGUUUUCCCUUCUCAAACCAUGUACAUUAGAACUAGAACCAGCAUAUGAUUUGUUGCCUUAUUGUCUUAUGAUUCAUGUUAAUAUUGUAACCAUCAUUGUCUAAUCUUUUUCUGUUCUCUGUCAGAAUUAAACAUGCAGUUUUACACGGUUA